Messenger RNA from Fukomys damarensis (Damara mole-rat), 3191 nucleotides. It is a transcript of the gene Alkbh1, whose product is annotated as alkB homolog 1, histone H2A dioxygenase. The coding region runs from base 17 to 1183 and encodes 388 amino acids. NCBI's taxonomy places the organism in Eukaryota, Metazoa, Chordata, Mammalia, Rodentia, Bathyergidae. Gene Ontology annotation, molecular function: ferrous iron binding; oxidative RNA demethylase activity; broad specificity oxidative DNA demethylase activity. Gene Ontology annotation, cellular component: cytoplasm; nucleus. The transcript is spliced from 6 exons. The record is from RefSeq and is a predicted model, not a curated record. Gene Ontology annotation, biological process: oxidative RNA demethylation.
GCAUUCAGCCCGCGAGAUGGGGAAGAUGGCUGCAGCUGUGAGUCCUGUGGCCAUAUUGGCUACAGAACCCGGGGAAGACGCCUUUCGGAAACUUUUCCGUUUCUACCGGCAAAGCCGGCCUGGGACAGCAGACCUAGGAGGGGUCAUCGACUUCUCGGCGGCCCACGGAGGCCGCAGCACGGGUCCUGGGGCCCAAAAGGUGGUCAGAUCUCAGUUAAGUGUGUCCUCUGUCAGUGAGCAGGAUGCACAUCGAGCAGGGCUUAAGCCAGUCAGCAAGUGGCAAGCCUAUGGACUCAAAGGCUAUCCGGGAUUUAUUUUUAUCCCCAACCCCUUCCUCCCAGGAUAUCAGUGGCACUGGGUGAAGCAGUGCCUUAAGCUAUACUCCCAGAAACCCAAUGUAUGUAACCUAGACAAGCACAUGACUAAAGAAGAGCCCCGAGACCUGUGGGAACAAAGCAAAGAGUUCCUAAGGUAUAAAGAAGUGAAUAAACGGAGACCUCGAAGUUUAUUAGAGAAACUGCGUUGGGUGACCCUAGGCUACCAUUAUAACUGGGACAGUAAGAAGUACUCAGCAGAUCAUUAUACACCUUUCCCUUCUGACCUGGCUUUCCUCUCAGAGCAAGUAGCUGCUGCCUGUGGGUUUCAGGGCUUCCGAGCCGAAGCAGGCAUCCUGAAUUACUACCGCUUAGACUCCACACUGGGCAUCCAUGUAGACAGAUCUGAACUGGAUCAUUCCAGGCCCCUGUUGUCAUUCAGCUUCGGACAGUCUGCCAUCUUUCUCUUGGGUGGCCUCAAAAGAGAUGAGGCCCCCACAGCCAUGUUUAUGCACAGUGGUGACAUUAUGGUAAUGUCAGGUUCCAGCCGCCUGUUGAACCAUGCUGUUCCUCGAGUCCUUCCAAAUCCUGAGGGAGAAGGCCUGCCUCACUGCCUGGAGACGCCACUCCCAGCUGUCCUCCCCCAUGGUGCAGUGGUAGAGCCCUGUUCUUCAGAGGAUUGGCAGGUGUGUGCCAGCUACUUGAGGACUGCUCGCGUUAACAUGACAGUCAGACAGGUACUGGCCACAGGUCAGGACUUCCCUUUGGAACCGGUGGAGGAGCAAAAAAGAGAUGUUACCCCAGAUUUCUGCCAUCUGGAUGACCAGAACAGCCACGUAAAACGGGCCAGGUUAAACCUUGACAGCUGAGACUUGGAGGUCCCCUUCUGCUGCUCGGGCGGGUGUCUUCUAGUGCCAUGGACUCUCCUACCAACAUGAUGAACCCAGAUCAAACAUGUAAGAGCUCAUCGUGGUCACACUGUUGCCUUGGAACCCAUUCCAGAGACUAAACUGAUCACACCUUGCUCAGAGAAGCAUUUGACAUGGUCCAGUCCUAUUUAGGUAACUUGGAGUAGUGUGUGAUCAUAUCAAGGAAGGACACAGCCCUCUCGGCCUCUGCCGUUGCAGCCGAGGAAGGUAAAUAUGCGUUUACAUGUCUGUGGGGUCUACAUACCUCAGGUUUUAUUAACGGCAAUAUGUUACCCACUCCAGCCAUCCACUGCAGCUGGCAAUUUGUGGUAAAAUUGUGAUUCCAUGAAGCAGCCAUUAGAAUUACUUUGCUGUCAUCAAAUCCUUUGAUCUUUUCUUGCAUCUUCUCUGGCUGUGCAGAUAAAUUUUAUGCACAUGAAGACAAUAGAACUGGAAAUCUUGUUGCCUUGAAAAAAAGUAAUCACAGACAUUAUUUUUGCCCUAAAGAAAAAUACAUGAAAAUUGAAGAAAGUAAACAACAGUACUUACACUUAUUUAAGUCUCCAGACUCUCCCAUUUGGUUUUUCAAUGCAGUUUUCACUUUUGAACUAAAAAUGUCCCAAGGGUGUUCUGUUACUGUUUUCUCCAUGAAUAAACUUACUUGGUUUUAAAUUAAAGAUCUGUAUCUGUCUUCCAGGGUUAGUGUAUCUGGGAUUAGAUUUUUCCCUCUUUGUAUUUGCUGUAUCGUUCAUGCUAUUGAAGCCCUCUAGCUGUUUCUGCCCAGCACCACCCUGCUCUGCCCUGAAUACUCUUCAUGGCUAUCUCACAGGAGAGAACAUGCCUUGAUAGUCCAGUCACUACUGUCUUGUCUGAUGACAGCCUGGAAAAUGUAUGAAGAGCUUUUACUCUUUGGACCUCCACCACCGUGAGCCACUAUACCCCACGCCAGCCUACUUUACAUUUCUCUGGACUAUAGUUUGCACAGUCAUUAAAAAAAAGGUGUGCCACCAUUUUUCUAGAUGAAUUUUGAUAUUUAAAAGGGAAUUUGAUGUUCCUUUUUAGAACCAUGAUGUGCCAAUUGUUUUAUUAGUUUAAGGGCUCUAGAGGUGUCCUACCUAACUUAUCUGUAUGGAACAUUGGCUGGAAGCCAGGUCUGGCUGAAUCUGCAUGUCUCCUCUGUCCACCUCUCUUUUUUUUUUUAAUUGCCAGCAUUGUACUGACUUCUUAUGGUGUAGGUUUUUGUUUGUUUUGAGACAGGACCGCCUCACUGUGUAUUGAAGGCUGAUCCUGAGCUCACUAUAUAACCUAGGCUGUCCUUGAACUCAGAGCAAUCCUCUUGCUUCAGCCUCCUGAAUGCUGGGAUCAGGUGUUCCACCACACCUGGAAAUUUUUUUCUUAAAUAAUUACAGAUCACUUACAUGUAACCUUGAUAAGAAAACUGUGUAUAAUUUACCACUAGGAAAAUUCCUUAAAUUUUUAAGCCACAUUGUAUCAUUUAGUAAAACCAACAUUGUUAUCAUUUAGUAAAUCCAGCACUGACAGUGUAUCCUUAGAAGAACAAAGUACUUUUUCUUCAGUUGGAUAUCAGCAUUGGCUUGUGUUUAGGAUCCAGGACUGACAAAAUAUCCAAACAGUAGCCCCCCUCUCCAGGAAGUGGAGUGUUUAAUGCUAUGAAAAAGCAGGUGGAAACAGACUAGCCAAGAGAGCAGAUUCCUGUCUCCGUGGAGGGAAUAUGCUCACUGAAUGGGAUGGUGAGCAAGACUGUUUGCACAGCUUGCAUUCUCCCUCUCCCUCUCUUCCUCUGCCUUUUCUUCCCUGCCUCUCUUUCCCCGUCUUUUCUCUCUGACUCUAGAUGUAUAUAGGGUGAAGAGUAGAGAUACAAACCUUAGGCCUGAGGAAAUUGAUGUCUUCUUUUCCCAGGUUAAGUCUUCUUAGAAGUGGUCUGAGCUGGGUGUGGUGGCGCACGCCU